CCUUCCCCGCUGGCUGGCUGGCGGUUUCCCUUCUGCUGCCCUGUCCCCGCUGCCAUCCGUGCCUCCUGCCUUUUGUCCCAGGGGGGCGACGUGGGGGUGGUCCUUCCACCACCCUGCUGCCUCCACCGCCCCUCGCUGAGCGUCCCCCCCGCCGUAGUACCCGCUUUUAAACUGCAAGCCCCACGGGGCAGGGGCCUGUUUGUCCUCCUGCGCUAUGCCAAGCGCUGACGGGUCGUUUCCCCCUCUGCCUAGAAGAUCUCCGCCGGCAACGGAGAUCCCUCCCUCCUGUCCCACAGGCCUUCUUCCCUGCAGGAGUCCCCCCACCCCGUCUGCUGCCUGCCUUGGCCUGCCUGUUGCCCCCCCCCCGCCCUGCGCCCCACUGACACACCUUCCUCCUCCGCCCCCUUCCUCCUCCCAGGCCAGGGGCUGGCUGGUCGGCACGGCCAGCGCCUGCUGCGCCUCCUGCCAUCCGCGGCUGGCAGCAGAGGCGGGACCAGCGCGGCCGGCGGGGGGCGGGCGGGCGCGGAGCAGCAGCAGCAGCACAGCAGCCAGGCUGCCCUGCCCUGCCCUGCCCUGCCCUGGCCCGCGCCUGGUCGCGCUGCCCGCUCCGCCUGCCAGCCAGCCAGCCAGCAUGGCCCUCGUCGCGCCUGCCGCCGUCUCCUCCUCCUCCGAGGGGCCCCUCGUGCUCCUGGACGGCGCCUCGGAGGUGCCCUGGACCCAGUUUUUUACUACCCUCCACUGGAUUCAAGCUGUCAUGGCUGCUUUAAGCGUAAUAGGGUCCAGCUCGAUGAUCGGCUAUGCUGUCUUCCAGAAUACAGCCAGAUCCCCGGAGGUGCGGCCUCUCUUCUACCUGAGCCUCUCUGACCUAUUUUUAGGGAUGUCCUGGCUCACCGGAGCGCUUCUCUACCGCAAAGAGACCACCCAGCCAGCAAACCAGGACGUUGCCUGUUACAACGUGCAAGCUGCAGGAGAGAUCUUCUAUCUUGCUUCUUUCCUGUAUACCAUCAAUUACACCUGGCAUCUUUACACGGACCUGAAGGUGAAAUACUACCAGCACAUCUACAGCCAGUCACCUCAGACUUUAAGCUACACGAAUCACAUUGGCCGAAUAGCAAUUGUCCUGUCUAGUGUGAUCCCUGUCUGCUUAAUGAUGCCAGUGUUUAGUCUGGGCAACUGCUAUGGAUGUUACCGGAACUUCACCCUGGAACAUGGGUGCCUCCUGAUGCACACAGAAAUUGACAGUGUCAUCAGUCGUCAGGACCCUGCUUGCUCCAGGCUCUAUUUCUAUGGCAUUGGAGUCUUCCUCGUCGUCUUCCUGUCCAGCUUUGUGGCUAUCCUGGUCUUGCUUAUUCAAGCCAGAGCAUUGUACAAGAGGUUUGUGAGCGCCACUGGCUAUGUAGGUGAUCAGCAGUGGGCAAUGAUGAAGCUGGUGGAGCAAGGAGUGAUUCUGUACCCCGUGGCAUUCUUCUGUUGCUGGGGCCCAGCUUUUCUCCUUGGAAUAGUCAAACUGACCCCUUUGAAAAUAAAUACACUGUACAUGGCCCUUUGGGCUUUAGAGGCCCUGAUGGCAUCUUCCCAGGGUCUUCUGCACUGCGCUGUUUACGGCCGGACCCAGUACAUGUUCCGCUGCCUGAAACGCAAAGCUUGCCGAGACGUGGACACCCAAACGCCGCUGCUGCGCUCCCAGAAGAGGUUCUAUGCCAGCACUCUCCCGGCAGCCGCCACGUCCACCUCGACAGUGUUAUGAACGAGAGAACAUGUGGGGCCCGAUAUCUCCAGCCUGACAGCUGGGUCUGGGCCCGCUCUGCCCUGUCACCCUCGUGCGUUUUUCUGCUGCUUGUGAUGCAGUCCACCAAGGUGCCACACCACCUUGCGCAUGCGCAUCUAUGUAUGCAUGUGCGGUCGGGUCCAGAAACGCAGCAGUCAGAAGCUGACCGACACCCGGCGCUGACACAAGGACAAAGCCCAUGAGAUGGAGUUGGCCGUCUCCAGAAAGCUUGGCCACACUUUUUUUUUUUUUCCUGUGUGUUUUGGAGAAUACGGAGCAUAACCGCCCAGCAGAGGGAUCCUGAAACUGGAGGAAGAGGAUCUUUUACUGCUUGAAGAUGGGACUUAACUGGAGGGGGGAAGGAAGGGUUCAGUGCCCUCCAACCACUAGGAAAUGCUACCCAAUUGGGUGUCUCUUGGCUUUUGACCCAGUGCAUCACCCAAGGUUGAUCUUCUGCUUUGCUAAUAUAAGCAGGAUCUCAUAUUUUUCUCUUUAUUGCUGCUCUCCACCUCCCAUCAACCUGUGUGCGCUACUCAGUGCUGGAAACAGCUGGCUUGUCGGAUAGAAAAUAAAAGUGGGGGGAUGUCCAUGGGAGUUCUUUUGCAGCCUCAGGGGUGUGUUGCUCCGAGCACAGCCUAAUCAGAUUUAAUCUGGCUAAUACACCCUGCGUUUCGUCUUGUUGCAGACUACAGACUGUGGAGCGUCUACUGCCAUGUCCAGCUUCUUCUCUUCCCACAUACCCUGUGGUUUUACUUAGCGUCCUGCCUAAAGAGCGAUUCUGCAGAACCCCAAACCUCGCUCCCAGCUUAGUGCCAUUUUAGUUGGCCCUGCUCAAGGUAUUACCCGACUGGGGACGAUGGCCAACUUUUGAUAGCGAUGCUUCAUCAAAGGACCAGGGCAAGAACAAACUCUCUACUUGUUUAAUUGACAGUAAUUUAUUUGCCACUUUUUUUUUUUAAGUCUCCUUAUUCUUUAAUGCUUUUUGUAGGGAGGAUUUUUCCAGAAACUGUAUGGAAAUGGAUGCAACUGUGCUAAGAUGCAGGACAAUUUGAGCGGCGUGAGAAGAUGCUUCUCUUCUCACCUCCACGGCGAAAUAUUUUGGUCCUUUCCCAUAUGACAGUAAAGCAAAAACUGAACGUG
Messenger RNA from Hemicordylus capensis (graceful crag lizard), 2908 nucleotides. RefSeq names its product transmembrane protein 116 (gene TMEM116). The transcript is spliced from 11 exons. Gene Ontology annotation, biological process: adenylate cyclase-activating G protein-coupled receptor signaling pathway. NCBI's taxonomy places the organism in Eukaryota, Metazoa, Chordata, Lepidosauria, Squamata, Cordylidae. Bases 215 to 1747 code for a protein of 510 amino acids. The record is from RefSeq and is a predicted model, not a curated record. Gene Ontology annotation, molecular function: G protein-coupled receptor activity. Gene Ontology annotation, cellular component: plasma membrane.